Suillus plorans is the source of this 3085-nucleotide messenger RNA. RefSeq lists its product as uncharacterized. The record is from RefSeq and is a predicted model, not a curated record. Lineage: Eukaryota; Fungi; Basidiomycota; Agaricomycetes; Boletales; Suillaceae. The transcript is spliced from 6 exons. The coding region runs from base 131 to 2806 and encodes 891 amino acids.
UAUUCCUGUUUACGCUUCCAAAGGAUCAUGAGUUGCAACACAGGAAGCCCGGGCGUCAAACUCCAAUAUUUAUAAAACGAACCAAGGAUCCACUACGGGCCUUAUCUCCACCUUAUCUCGACACUUCAGUAUGAGCAGAUACGCAGGAAUUAUUCAUCACUCUCCGGACGAAGGCCUUUUGCAUUUGCCGCUUCAAGAGGUCGAUGUGAAAGUAUGGAUGGUCGAUAUCUCUGCGAGGGUUGUGCUCUCGCAAGUGUUUGAGAACGUAUCAGAUAGCCCUACCAGCCGGGCCAAAUAUGUAUUCCCUCUUCCAGCGAGCGCUGCCGCUUGUGCUUUUGAGCUCGAGCAUGCCGAUGGCCGUGUUAUUGUCGGUGUCGCCAAGGAAAAGUCAGAAGCCGCACAAGCUUUCCAGAGUGCAAUGGAUGCUGGAAGGACCGCAGGACUUGUAGAAUGGGUGACAGACGACAUAUUCACGAUCUCAAUUGGCUCAAUUCCCGCUCGACAGAAGGUCACGGCAAGAUUGACAUUUGUAAUGGAUCUUUUGGAUGAGGGCAGACGGGACCAAGUCCGUCUACAGCUUCCGAUGACUAUUGCCGAACGAUACGGCGAGACCCCAGCAGCUAUGCUCGAUGCGUCUACAACUAAUGAAAACACGUUCAUCAAAAUCGCCGUGGACAUCAUAACCAGUGAAAAGAUACAGGAGAUACGCAGUCCUACUCACCCGACGAUUGCUCGCAAACAUUACAAGUCGCGCACCGGAAAAAAGUCCGAACGACGGAUGUAUGUAACUUGGUCGUCCACGACGUUCCUCGACAAAGACUUCGUAUUGACAGUCCAUGCUCUUGGACUCGAUAAGCCUCGGUGUUUCGCUGAAGUCGAUCCCCAGGGUCGUAAUACCAUUGCUAUGCAGCUCUCCUUUGUACCGAAGUUCAAAAUUCCUCCCCUGGAUUCGCAAGAGUACAUCUUCGUGAUCGAUCGGAGCGGAAGCAUGAGUGGAGCCCCGAUGGAAACAGCUAAGCGCACGCUGGAAAUGCUCCUUCACCUUUUGCCAGGUUCACAGACGACUUUCAAUAUUUUCAGCUUUGGAAGUACAGUGGACGGUCUGUGGAGGAAAAGCGUAUCGUUUAAUGAGGCGGGAAUGCGUAGUGCGAUUUCGAGUGUACAAGGCAUGGAAGCAAAUUACGGAGGGACAGAAAUUGCGGAGGCCCUUAAGUUUGCUAUCGCGUCACGUAACUGCGCCCGCCCGACUGCUAUGUUUGUUCUCACUGAUGGCGAUAUACAUGCUUCCGCAAGUCUUGACCCAUUCACGGUUGUCUCUAGAGCUGUGAAAGGCUGCAAGGCCAAUGCACAACUGAGGGUAUUUACUCUUGGGAUCGGUGAACAAGUCUCAUCUGAUUUGUGUGAGCGCCUUGCUCGUGAGGGCGGAGGCAAAUGUCUGUUUGCUGUCCAAGCCGAGGACAUCACAGGGAAAUGUGCAAUGCUUCUCAACGCUGGUCGGACACGUGAGAUCGAGAGUGUCACAGUUGAUUGGCAUGGUUCGGGGAGCCCGCCAGCUGUCAAUUUUUCACCCUUGAAUCACCACCAUCCGCUUCCGCCCAGCGUUGUGCAGCUAGAACCUCCUCCUUCGAUGCAGCAAGGGCCGCCCACAAUCACAAGUAUAUUCCCUGGAAUGCGCCUCAACGUCUUUGCGAUCACUACUUUCAGUUCGGUUCCUCGCGAAGUCAGGUUGCUUGCGAAAAUCAAAGAAUCAGGAGAGGUUCUCGACGCUCUCGUGCCUGUCACGGAGGUGAAACCAUUCAAGGACGAGUGGUCGCUCAUUCCGCUCCUCCAUACCUUAGCUGCACGACAACUCGUGAAGGACUUGGUAGAGCUUAGGGCUCCCCUUCCCAAACCCAUCGCACCUGCUUCGGAUGAGGACAUUCGAAAAGCAGCGAUCGUUCGCUUAGGGCUUGAUUACCAGCUUGUUAGCAAGUACACAUCCUUUUUUGCUGAAGAGUCCGGAAAAGAGACAACAAGGAGGCUGCGCCGGUCAAUGUCAUGGGCAAAGUCUCGGCGGCAGCAUAGCCACACUGGUGCUCCUGCUGAUCCUGUUGAUGAGGAUACUUCAAGAACAGAUGUGUCCACUGUGCAGACCGUUUUGGACAGCUUGUCUCAAGCGGUUUAUUCGGUGUUCAACUUCUUCUUUUCUGAUCCUCCCCCCGCACCUCGAAGACGUCAGACGCAGCUUCCCGGCGCGUAUUAUUCUGCUGCACAAUCCCGCUCGGGCUCGCCAUCCAUUCGGAGUGAAUAUUCAUAUCGACAUGACAACUCAAGCACGGACACUUUCUCUACAUUAAGCUCAUUAGAAGGUUCUUACGCGAGUUCUCGAUGGUCCUACUCUCGGCCGUCCAGUCCUGCACCUCCCCCAGAAGACCCAAUCCAGCGUGUACCAUCGCCAGUCUUGAAUGUCACGCCACAGGUACAUCAUGCAGCACCUCCACGUAUUGCAGCACCCGUGCCAAAGGAAGCGUACGCCAUCAUCUCGCUACAGAACUUCGACGGUUCUUUCACGCCGUCGCCUCAAUUGGGGGCGCUUGUGGGCAUUGAUACAUUGGCCAAAGCAACAGAACUGCAGGUCGAUGCGAAUGUAUGGGCGACUGCAGUUGUUGUUGCGUACCUGAAGCAUCAUCUGGGUGCGCAACAGGAUUUGUUGGAUGCGUUGAUGAACAAAGCUCUGGAGUAUAUUGAUGGAAGGCCUGCGAGUUUAUUCGUCGGACGUGAUUUUUGGGACUUGGUGAGACUUGCGGGGGAGUCGGUGGGUUCGUGAUGAGUUUAUUUCCUGAUUCCUACCAUAAGUGGGGGAGCUAUGAUCUGUAUCGUGGUACGUACCUUGAAUGGGUAUUAUUCUUUACUAUCCAGUUACUCGAUUGAUUCUGUUCCUAUUUGUGCUAAGAUAUGUCCUAUGAUAUGUACUGCGGGAAAUUUGAGUUGUUUGAUUUAUAUGAAUGAACGUCUGCAGAUAUAGGCUCCCAUGGGGAGUUCAUGACAAUGUAGUGCGUCCGACUACCAAGUGAUGAAAGCGCCUUGCAAGUUCACUUUCUCGAAG